AUGUCAGAACAGGACCCCUCUUCGAAACGCCAGCGAAUCAACCAAGCCUGUGAUCAGUGCCGCAAACGAAAGUCGAAAUGCGAUGGCGCCCAGCCUACUUGCUCAACGUGUGAUAAUCUGGGAAAGGUGUGCACGUACGGAACCCCUGUGAAGAAAAGAGGGCUGCCCACCGGCUAUGUCAGAGGCAUCGAAGCCUUGCUCGGGCUGUUCCAACAGUUUCUUCCCAACGGAGAGUACACGCUACGGAAGAUCUUGAGAGAGAACAUUGCGGGGCGAAUUGUCGACAGCGAAUAUCUGGACAACGCGUCGGACAUUUGGCGAUCUUCCGAUUUAGCGAAAGACUUUGACCAAUUGCUAAGCUCGGUGGACAACAACAUAGGAAGCAGAUUGACAUCAGAGACAGUUCAACUUCCAGAACUGCGAAAUGUCGACACAAUAAUCCAUCAACAACCGGGCGAGGUCAAUCUCUUUGAAAGACUAAAGUAUUGCGCGGAUCUGCCACCUCCGGAUUACCCGCCAAAUAUCCAAGAGAUUGUAGACUUUUAUUUUCAAACCACCCAUUGUUGGUUUCCGAUCGUCGAGCGUCGCAUGAUCCUGAAAGCCCUUUACCGCGACGACACGGGUAACAACGCUGAACGCGACUCGGACAACUACAGCCUUUGUUUGUGGGCGAUUGUGGGUUACACUUCGGCCAUCGCGUCUGAUCAAUUCGCCCGGUUCGAUGCAAUCCAUCUGAACAGCAUUCAGACAUAUCCACAGACUCCCGUCAGUGACAGAAAUUUGACCACUAAUCUGCCUCCUGACGAUACUACUGUCGAAAGAGAUGAUCUAGAUAUCAUUUUUGAAGACAUUGCAGCGAUGGUCUUGCCAAGGAGAUAUGAUGGCGAAAUCGCCGACUUUGCUCAAAACCUUGGUUUUCUUAGCAAUGAUCUCAACUUUGACUCUAUGGCUUUUCAGGGCACACAAGGUGGCUCUUGA
This is a messenger RNA of Talaromyces amestolkiae, 978 nucleotides long. RefSeq lists its product as uncharacterized. Lineage: Eukaryota; Fungi; Ascomycota; Eurotiomycetes; Eurotiales; Trichocomaceae. The coding region runs from base 1 to 978 and encodes 325 amino acids. Gene Ontology annotation, molecular function: DNA binding; DNA-binding transcription factor activity, RNA polymerase II-specific; zinc ion binding. The record is from RefSeq and is a predicted model, not a curated record. Gene Ontology annotation, cellular component: nucleus. Gene Ontology annotation, biological process: positive regulation of transcription by RNA polymerase II. The transcript is spliced from 3 exons.